This is a messenger RNA of Diprion similis, 1934 nucleotides long. RefSeq names its product phosphatidylinositol N-acetylglucosaminyltransferase subunit Q (gene PIG-Q). NCBI's taxonomy places the organism in Eukaryota, Metazoa, Arthropoda, Insecta, Hymenoptera, Diprionidae. Gene Ontology annotation, biological process: GPI anchor biosynthetic process. Gene Ontology annotation, cellular component: membrane; endoplasmic reticulum. The transcript is spliced from 5 exons. The coding region runs from base 301 to 1887 and encodes 528 amino acids. The record is from RefSeq and is a predicted model, not a curated record.
UUAUCUAGUCAAUGCCAACCAGCAAGAUUCGAAUUUCGAGGUUAUCAAUAAUAGAACUGGUGAAACUUCACAGCUGAAUUCAAAAGCAUUUAGUAUUCUUAUUCCUCAUAGAUUUUCGCUUGAUUUGGGUGUAAUAAUUCUACAAGCUGAAAUGUACAACAUUCUUCACUGUCACAUCAGAAAUCAUAAAAUUUGAGGUUAAGCAUUCCAGGCGGAUUUCAAUGUCGACCGUCAGAUAACUUGUAGCAAUUUCCUUAGGCGGAUUAGAAUUUGUACAAUAUAGUUUGAGCCGCUUGGACAAUGACAAAGACUAUAUUAGUAUUUGUUCCUAAGGAACUUUGCCAUGAGAAGCCGGGUUACACGUUUGGCAGAGUCGUAUAUGAUUCCUGGAAUGAUUCAAAGAAAUUUUUUAUCGUUGGUGUGAGGAAGGUGGAUUCUGGCAAUGCGGUUCAAUCAAACAGCGAUUUGAUCGGGUACUUUUCCGGCUCUGACAACACGCAUGAGUAUUUAGACAAAACAUUAUCGGAUUGGAUAAACGUCUAUUUGUCUCCAAAUUCCCAGUCCAAUGCCAUUAACUACGAAUAUUGCAUCCGUGACGUUCUCGUAGACAGUGCCAAGAUCACACCAUCCGCAUAUCACACUGUGAUUAUAAUUUACGAUCAAACUGCGUUGCUACAGGCCGAAUUGUUGGUAAACAAGGCACCGUCGGGUGAUCACUUUCAAGAACUGAAGCAAACUCUGCAACAAAGGUCCAUAAAGGAUGAGAUAAAUAGGAAAUCAAAAAUUAAUCUCAUCGGAGAGAUCCUUCUGACUUAUCAUGCAUUAUUUCUGUUGUACAUAAUGCAAUUCCUCUACAAAAUAGCGAGCAAACUUUUUCCGGUAUUGAAAUACUCUGCUCUUGGCUUACACAUGCACAGUUGGCUGGAAAACGGACAAUGGACUUUGACCACAAUUGUACAGAGAAAGAAAAUCACAUUAAAAACUGGAAACUACAUUGUGGCCAUGGUACUCGACGUCUUACUCGGUAUCUUGCUUCUGCAAUUUUUGUUAGAAAAUAUUGGACAUGCACCACCCUCUCGAGUACUGUUAAAUAAUGCAGAGAGGGUUGUUGAAUCACUGAAAGGGCUGGUAAACUGGUUAAUGGGAGCGCCAGCAGGCUUGAAACUGAACUACUCGUUCAAUGGGAUGCUGGGUCGUUUUUUCUUAUACCACAUCAACCUGUGGUGGACAUUUUUGGUGGUCAGUGAACCUUUACUUGAAUUUGCAUUCGAGGUUCUAAUCCUUUGUGGAAGACUAGGUGCCACUUUCCAAAUAGCUAUAAUAGCUGAUCUCUUGGCUCUUGUCAGCUUCCACAGUUACUGCAUCUACGUUUAUGCGGCAAGACUGUUCAACAUGCAACUGAGAGGUCUGAUGGCACUGUUCCAUUUGUUCCUUGGAAAGAAGAAGAAUCCGUUGAGAGAGAGGGUGGAUUCAUGUCAGUAUCAGGCUGAUCAAUUGUUUGUUGGAACAUUGUUGUUUACUAUCCUCCUGUUUCUAAUGCCAACAACGUGGGUUUACUACUCCGUUUUCACUACUCUCCGACUCGUACUAAUUGGCCUAGGUGGAUUUCUCACCAGACUUAAAUUCUACUUACAAGUUCUGCCAGUCUAUGCCUUUGUAAAAUGGCUUAUUCGGUCCCCGGUUAUGAGCAUUCCAGGCACAAUAAACAUGAAGAUUUAUUCCAGGAGCGGAAAAGGCCCAACUACCCUAAUCGUGUCAACGGUUGUAUCUCCGUGGGGUGAAACUUGGAAACGUUGCAUUCCAGAAACAAUAAAUUCUCACCCACCGGUUGAGUGGGGUAAAAUUGUGAGAAAUGUAUUUUGGGGUCAGCUUUUGUACCCAUUGUGAAUAACUGUGCCAUGUAUAAAUAAAAAGUUGAUAGAUGAUUGAUGGUU